CGCAGAGGAUGAUGAAGAUGGAGAUGAAGACCCGGUGGUGUGUAUGGAGGAGCCCAUUUCCGGUCCUGGUCCUCCUGUUCGGCUGUCUUUGCCGGGUGAGCGAGGGGCGGGCCGGCGUGAUGAUGUCAGAGACACUCCCUCGUUUCUCCUCCGCGUUUCCUUCGUCCCUCCCCAUUUCCUGUCACCUGCACGGCGCCGACUCCUCCUUCUUCCUCGUCCGUGACUCUCCACAGGAAGUGAUGCGUAAUGGCACUCUGAGCUCUCUCACUCAGCCCUUCUAUCUCCACCCGCUACACUCUGGCUCCGCCCCUUCACUGUCUGUCAACUGUACCUAUGGCAACCUCACUGCCGAGGCCCUGGUACCUCCGGAGCUCAUCCAGAGGGCGUGGUCGACCCCCAGCCCUAGCCCCGCCUCUUCAUCUAGACCGAUUUUGGGUUGGAAAGUGAAGGCUCACCUGCUGAGCUCGACUGUAGGGGCGGAGCAGCCUCAGGUGCAUGUCCUGUUCUAUCUAAUCGGACACAGGUGGAAGGAGACGGAGGUUCCUCUGGAGGACUUGCCGUGCGUUCGGGUCGUAGGGACACGCGACCAAUCAGAUGUCUCGGUCUCCGCUGCCUGCAGACUGCAGGGCAUUCUGGGAAUGUGUGUGGUCCAGCUGGGCGUGCCCACUUCCUGGUUCAGUCCGGUGCUGAGCCGCAGACGGCUGCAGGAGCCGACCAUGGAGCUGCACUUUUCCUUGUGGCCUGCAGAGGGCGAGAACGGAGAGUGCGCAGGCGGUAGGGAGCGAAGGAAGGUGGUAGUGGACAUGCGGCGGAUCGGGACGGUGACCCUGACCACCGGGGACAGUAAGAGAGACGGGGCGCGGGUGAGACUGGACCGGAACGUGGAGAUCCUCACGCCGUCUCGUCCCGUCAAACAGGGACAGAACGUCAAGUUUAGGAUCCUGCUGAACACCGCGUCUACAACUGAACAGCUCACACUUAGGGCGCAGUAUGGCCAAGGCAUCAACUUCGUCGCGGUGAAGCCGAGCAACCUCGCUACGUGGGAAAUCAAACAGGAAGUGGCUCCAGGCUCCGCCUCCUUUUCCAUAUUCUGUGCCAGAAAGAGCAGUUCGUCCAAUGAGAGGACGGACGGCUCCUUUGAGGAGGUGAUGUUGGUGGAUUUCGAGAUGGAUAACUUCAUCACCCUGCAGGCGUCUCACUCCGUGCUCUGGAGGGUGGAGUAUCCGUCCACAGGAGAGACCGCCGAGUCCGUCACGCUGGUUUACGUCAGACAGAGGGACGUCCUGGGCCUCGUCCCCCUCGCCGAGGACACAGAGAUCCUGAACACAGCAAUCCUCACCGGUCAGCGCGUGUCACUUCCUGUGAAGGUGGUCACGGUGGAUCAGGACGGAACCGUGCGAGAAGUCGAUGACCCCGUCACCUGCAGGUCUACUGAUGAGGACGUCCUGAAGGUGUCUCCUGUCUGUGACGAGGUGUUUGUGAACGGUAAAGAGAUGAGGGGGCGUGUCUCUGUGCAGGUCAACUUUACACACCUGUACCUGAACAGCCAGUUGGAGCUGAGCGUCUGGGUGCCGCGGUUACCGCUGCAGGUCGACGUCUCCGAUGUGGAACUGAGUCAGGUGAAGGGAUGGAGAGUCCCCAUCGCCGGGAACAAGAGGCCGACCCGGGACAGUGAGGAUGAUGAUGAUGAUGAUCGUAAGGGAAAAGGCUGCACGCUGCAGUACCAGUACGCUCUGGUUCGCGUCCUCACACACUUCGUGGCCGAGCCGAGCGACCCCGCCGAUGACCUCAUCCACAUGCUGGGACCUGAUUGGUCGGCUGACAUAACGGACCUGGUGGUGGAUUUCCUGAAGGUGGAGGACGAGAGAAUUGCACGACUCACAGAUGGAAGUGUGUUAAUGGGAAGGGACCUGGGCAUCACCACUAUACAGGUGAUCUCUCCCCUGUCGGACUCCAUCCUGGCUGAGAGAACGAUCACGGUGCUGGAUGAUAAAGUCAGCGUCUCUGAUCUCCUCGUUCAGAUCGUCGGCUCUCUCUCCGUCUCCCUUCAGCUCGUUCCACAACACAAUAACGCCAUUUAUAUCACUGCUACUGCCAACGACCUGCUGCACACACACAAACAGGAAGCAGGAAUCAGUGCAUGGAUCCAAUACAGCGAUGGUUCUGUGACGCCUCUCGACAUCUACGAUCCGAAAGACUUCACUCUAGCUGUGACCUCGCUGGAUGAGAACGUGGUCUCCACCAAUCAGGAUCAGUUUCAUCCCUGGCCCACGGUGACUGCCGAGCAUGAAGGUCAAGGGUCACUGGUGCGUGUGGAGAUGCUGAUCUCUGAAACUUGCCAGAAGUCCAAGAGGAAGAGCGUGUUAGCCAUGGGUGUUGGAAGUGUCCGUGUUAAAUUUGGGCAGGAAGAGAAGAGUAGGGUGCAGGGGCAGGGAGGAUACAGCGAUUUGGACGAUGGCACCAACGGACAUAAACAGGAUGUCCAAGUUUUAGAGGAAGACGGUGAUGACGAUGGAGAUGGAUGGAAGUUUACGAAUGCAGAGGAAGUUGCUCUUAGGAAGGUCAGCGUCACUACAAAGUCGGCCAUAACCAAUCAGGAAAGCAAUAAUGAAGCAGGUGGGGAGGGGCAAAUCAAUAACCCCACCCAGGAUGAGAUCCCUAGUGACGAGCUCAGCGCAAACCCCCGCCGUCUGUCAGACCUCGAGAUCGGCAUGUACGCGCUGCUCGGCGUCUUCGGCCUCGCCAUCCUCGUCUUCCUCAUCAACUGCAUCAGCUUCGCCUUCCGCUACCGGCACAAACAACUUCCUGUUUUGGAUCGCGGGACUCUUAACCACGCUCACGACUGGGUGUGGCUCGGGAAUGGGGCGGAGCUUCAGGAUCGGCAUCAUGGCGACGCCGAGCUUACCACGACGGCCAUCGACCGCAGUGAAGGUGGAGAGGAAAGCAAAUAUCUGCUGAACCUGAACCUAAAUGGGGGUGGGUCUCAGAAAAGAAGCUCCGCCCACACGCAAGAAGGGGCGGAGCCGAGCGUGAAAAAGAGAGUGAAAUUCACGCCUUUCACAACAGUCAUGACGGACGAUAGCACGCCGUAUGCUAACGUGAUAGGAAACGAGGAUGAUAUAAAGUGGGUGUGUCAGGACGUGGACGUGGGGACGUAUAUGGAGAGACUGCAAGACAAUCUGUGAGCAAAGGAAUAAAAACUUAAGGAACAGAGGGAGUGAAAGAGAGAGAGAAAGAAAACAAACUCAAUAGAAACUCACCUGUAAUGCCUUUGCAUGGAGGAGGAAAAGUUUCGUCCAAGCUGGAGUGAGAAAGAAGCAGAGACGUGAAAGUGAUAAAAGAUGGACAGAUAGAUGUUUAUUUAUUGUUUUUAUUUCAUGAAGGGAAACGUGUUUAAAUGGACAGAGAGUGAAAAAAAGCACAGAGAGAAAAAGAGAAGAAGAAAAUUCAGGCCCAAAAGGUCUAAAAGCAACAAUGAGAGAAAGACAGAGAGAGAGAGACAGAGAGAGAGAGAGUGAGAGAGAGAGAGAGAGACGGGUUUUUAUUAAAAUCGAUUUCUUGUUUUUAUUUUGGUUUUGCAGUCACUGAUUUUCUGGGAUAAAGUUAUUUAUUUAGAGGAAAGUAGGUCAGCUUUAGAUCCAGAACCUGCUCGCGUCCACUGUUUCCUGCUACAGGAUUUCCCACAAUGCACUGCAGCAGGAUGCAGAGCACAGCUAAGGCUUGUCCACGCAUAUACGGAUAUUUCUGAAA
Molecule: messenger RNA, 3750 nt
Organism: Clarias gariepinus (North African catfish)
Lineage: Eukaryota; Metazoa; Chordata; Actinopteri; Siluriformes; Clariidae
Product: transmembrane protein 132D
Exons: 9
Coding region: 9-3185 (1058 amino acids)
Source: RefSeq, a predicted model, not a curated record